ACACCCUUGACCCGGAAGUGGAAGAUGGGAGGGGGAAGUCGGAACUAACUUAGGUGUAGGAGGAGCGGACAUAUAUGAAGAGGGCAAGAGAUAUAUUUUUGAGAUAUCCUAAAUAUACUAUAAUUAUUACAAUGAAAUGGUAACCAUCAGGUUACUACGACGUAAAACGCAAUAAAACUGGUUGCAGAACAUAUCGGAACCUAUCAGGUGCAGAUAUACCUAUAUAUCACUCUGUGGACUCAUGAAUCAAGAAAAUCUGCUGCUUAAAUCCAGGAUAUUUUUGCUCACUACAUUUGCGCAUGGAAUGACACUGAAAGAAGCAAUCAUGGUAUUUAACAUAUUCCCAAUAUGGACGUUAAUUUAUAGCUACAGUUAUGGACUGGGAAUACGCAAUAUAUUAAAAACAGAAAAUGACUUCCAUACAUCCUUAACUAACAUAUCAAACUCCAGUGGCAUAUGUCAUCGAAAAAUGAAAGUGCCUUCCCUGGAAUUAUGGAGCAUAUCUUCAGAAGACGUUCUAGCCGAGUUGCCAGUUGAUGCUGUCCGAGAAAAUGAUGUGAGAAAAGUACAAAAUUGCAUCUUUUCAGCAGUGUAUCCCACUCCCUUUAUAUCCAGCGUACAACUUAUAGCUGCCUCUGAGGAUGUGUUGGAAAAUCUGCUCGACCUUGACAUCUCUGUUACAAAAUCAAACAUUUUCCUUCAAUUUGUAAGCGGUAUGAAAACUAUACCUGGAUUUGUUCCUCUAGCACACAGAUAUGGGGGUCAUCAGUUUGGUUUCUGGGCUGGUCAGCUGGGAGAUGGCAGAGCACACUUAAUUGGUAUUUAUACCAACAGGUUUGGAGAACGAUGGGAGCUACAGUUAAAGGGUUCUGGAAGGACUCCAUAUUCCCGGAAUGGCGAUGGGAGAGCUGUGCUCCGCUCCUCUGUACGUGAAUUCUUGUGCAGUGAGGCCAUGCAUUACCUUCGAGUUCCCACCAGCAGAGCUGCCAGUCUUGUUGUAAGUAAUGAUGUGGUUUGGAGAGAUCAGUUCUACAAUGGGAAUAUUACAAAAGAAAGGGGAGCAGUCGUCUUACGUGUUGCCAAAUCAUGGUUUCGUAUCGGAUCACUUGAAAUAUUGACUCUUUCUCGGGAGUUUGCAUUGUUAAGGAAGCUGGUAGAUUUUAUUAUUAAGGAACAUUUUCCAUCAAUCAGCAUAGACGAUCCAAACAGAGUCCUGGCAUUUUUCUCCAAUGUGGUAUCCGAGACUGCAUACCUCAUAGCUAUGUGGAUGUCUGUCGGAUUUGCACAUGGUGUUUGCAAUACGGACAAUUUCAGUUUGUUGUCUAUCACUAUAGACUAUGGUCCAUUUGGUUUCAUGGAAAGCUAUAACCCUGAUUAUGUUCCAAACACGUCUGACGAUGAAGGACGGUAUAAAAUUGGUAACCAAGCCACUGUUGGAAUGUUUAAUCUGAACAAACUGCUUCUAGCUUUGACCCCCAUCAUGGACACCAGACAAAAACAACUGGCUGCACAAGUUCUUGAAGUAUUUCCAGCCAUGUAUUAUAGAAGGUUUACAGAGCUAUUUAGUGCCAAACUGGGAUUUCUUGACAGCAGUGAAGAGGACAUGACUUUAAUAGCAUCUUUUCUUUAUCUGAUGGAAGACACCAAGUCUGAUUUUACAAUGACAUUUCGGCAGCUUGGAGAAGUCACUCAGGACCAGUUACAGAACCUGACCAUUCCUCAGGAAUAUUGGGCUCUUCGUGAUGUUAGCCUACACAAGAAUUUUCCAGAAUGGGUGAAAAUGUACCUGCAGAGAUUAAAAAGAAAUCCUGAUGAUUCAGAGUCUAAAAGAAGACAGAGAAUGGCAACCACUAAUCCAAGAUAUGUUCUAAGAAACUGGAUGGCAGAAUCUGCAGUUCGGAAAGCUACAACAAAUGAUUUUUCAGAGGUUCAACUUCUGCUGAAAACACUUCGUAAACCUUUCCAGAAACAAAAACUUGCAGAGGAAGCUGGAUAUUCGGAUCGUACCCCAGAAUGGGCCAAAGAUUUGAAAGUGAGCUGUUCAUCUUAAUGGGACAUCAAGCCAGGUCCGGGCAAAUCCCAGAAGUUUCAUCAUAUCAUUUUCUACAGAAUAAAAUUAAAUAAUUUUA
Bombina bombina (fire-bellied toad) is the source of this 2129-nucleotide messenger RNA. Its product is annotated as protein adenylyltransferase SelO. The coding region runs from base 242 to 2050 and encodes 602 amino acids. Lineage: Eukaryota; Metazoa; Chordata; Amphibia; Anura; Bombinatoridae. The record is from RefSeq and is a predicted model, not a curated record. The transcript has 20 exons.